GAAAUUUCAAGGAGGCAUGCUGUGAUUAACCUGAACAUUAAAAAAAAUAAUAAAAAAAGAAUUUAUUUGAGCGAUACGGAGCCGUUUAUGGCUUCCCUGCGUGAAGCGUCAAGGCGAGAAGGUGAUGCUUGUGCUUCUCCUGCUUAAUUCUCUGGGUUAAAGUCUAUACUACGCUGUUUCUUCCCCAAACCCCAGCUUUGAACGUCUAAUUACACGCCUUCAUUGAUUCCUCAACGUCUAUUUUUCCCCGUCGUCUCACUUUCACCAGGGUCUAUGCACAUAGAGAAUCCUCUCUCCAUUGCUCACCCUCUCAUGAUCCAAAAACGAAAAGCCUCUUUCAUGACCAAACCCCUCUGAAAGUUUGAAGUAUCUACCUUUGACAUCACGCUAAGCCAAUCUGAUUAUUAUGUGUUAUCUUCUAAAAACUGCACAUAAACUGUUCGAUGAGAUCGCUAAACGAAACUUGCACAUAAGGAACUCCAUUUAUCGUUUGUAUUUCACUUCUACUCUCCAUGAAUAUACAGGCUAUAAAGACUCGGUCGAGUUUUAUCACGAAAAAGACAACGUAUUCUUGUGGACAUCUAAAAUUUCUGAACUGGUUAGAAAAAAGCAGCAUGAACGGGCAAUUGGGUUGUUCAAAACUAUGCUAUUGAGCGACCAAAGGCCAAACUUUGUGACAUUGGUGAGCUUAAUACGCGCCUUGGGUGCAUUCAGUUGCCAAGAAGUAAUACGGGUAGCACAUGCUUAUGUGAUAAAAUUGGGGUUUGAGCUAGAAGCUCCUGUUGUGACAGCUCUUCUUGGCUUAUAUUCCAUGUUUGAUAUUGGAAUAGCGUGUAAGUUAUUUGAGCAUUCACUGCAUAAGGAUGUGGUACUGUGGAGCGCAAUGGUGUCAGCCUGCGUUAAGAAUGAGAAGUAUAAGGAGGCCAUUCAUUAUUUUAGGAGAAUGCUUUAUUAUGGUAUGGAGACUAAUCACGUGACCGUUAUUAGUGUUUUACCUGCUGGUGCUCAUCUUGGUGGGUUAUGUUUCGUGAAUCAGAUUCAUGGGUUUUCUAUAAAAAGGGUAUUUUAUUCUUUAACAAAUGUUCAAAACUCGCUUGUGGAUGUCUACGCAAAAAGUGGGGAAUUGAAGGCUUCGAUUUCACUUUUCAAUGGAAUGUGGCAGAAGGAUUUAGUUUCGUGGAGGACUAUGAUUUGCAUGUGUAUUGAGAAUGAAUGUCCUAGAGAAGGAUUGAAUAUUUUCUUGAAGAUGCAAUAUUCUAACAUUGAACCAGAUGAAAUCAUUAUCCGGCAUGCAAUUUUGGCAUCAGUAAAAGCAAAAGAGAUUAAAUUUGGAUUGGGAUUUCAUGCCUGCAUAGAGAAAAAUGGAUUCUUGGCUUUUAUUUCAGUUGGCACCUCGCUUCUUCAAAUGUAUGCUAAGUAUGGGAAGUUUGGUUCAGCUAGGAUGGUAUUUGAUCAGCUGGAUAAUAAAGAUCUCAUUGCAUGGAGUGCAAUAAUCUCAGUACAUGCUCGAGGAGGGCAACCUCAUGAUGCCUUGAGUGCAUUUAAGCAAAUGCAAUCCAUAAAUGAGAAGCCUAAUAAGGUCACAUUUGUUAGCCUUUUACAAGCAUGUACUGCACUAGGUGCUCAGGAGCUUGGAGAAAGCAUCCAUGGGUUUGUAACUAAAGCAGGUUACUCAUCCAAUAUUUAUUUGAAAUCCUGCUUGAUUGAUUUAUACUGCAAACUUGGAAGGAUAAAGCAAUGUAAGGCGCUUUUUGAUGAAACUUCCACCAAAGAUGUAGUAUGUUGGAGUUCAAUGAUUAAGGGAUAUGGGUGGAAUGGGUAUGGAUUUGAGGCUCUUGAAACAUUCUCCAAAAUGUUGAAUUGUGGAGUCAAGCCCAAUGAUACUGUUUUCCUUUCUGUUUUAUCUGCUUGUAGUCAAUGUGGGCUAGAGCAUGAAGGUCGCCGUUGGUUUUACUCUAUGCAAGAAAAGCAUGGAAUCACUCCAAAACUUGCACACUAUGCUUGCAUGGUGGAUUUGCUAAGUCGCCAAGGGAAUAUUGAGGAAGCUCUUAAAUUUGUAAAGGAAAUGCCAGUGGAGCCCGACAAAAGAAUCUGGGGAGCUCUUCUUGCUGGUUGUAGAUCAAAAUGUGAGGGGUCAACUAAGGUGGCAGAGUUUGUGUUCCAACAGCUCAGUGCCCUCGACCCAGAAGACACCAGCUGUUAUGAGACUUUAUGAGACUUGUAUGCAGAUGGGGGUAGAUAGAAAGAUGUCGAAAGGCUUAAAAAUUUAGUGGAUGAGAAGGCAUCUGCAAAGAGAACAUGUGCAGCAUAAUGGAAACAACUUAAUCAUUGUACAUUAUUUCCAGUUAACUAAUCAUAAAAGGAACUAGCAACACCAGCCUAUUAUGUUAUCACUACGAUGUGGAAAUGAUGUAAAUCAAAGCAAAGUACAUCAGAAUCUACCAUGGAGGGAAAGGAAGUCUUGAAGUAAAACCAGCUCCAUACAAUAACACAAGGGAGAGAUGAAAGUCGGACUCAAAUUCAUUACCAAUGUAAGUUCCAUGUUUAUGAAAUUUUCAAGCAUUUCUGUGAUCCUUGUUUGGAAACUUUGCCAGGAACAGACUAGAUUGGAGAUUUGGAACAUAAGGUCUGCUCAACUUGGUUUAGUAACUGUAUGGGCACAGGACUUGUAGUUGAGGAGUCCUUGAUUGAUUGCUGAAAUUUGCUCAGUAACUUCAUGGGCAAGAAUACCUAUUAUUUUAGCAAUGGUUAUGAGGGAGUAGACUUUCUAUUGUUUUGCAAGUUAAAGUUUGUUCAUACGUUUGCUUAAUAAAGAAAUAUUUUGACC
This is a messenger RNA of Manihot esculenta (cassava), 2827 nucleotides long. RefSeq names its product pentatricopeptide repeat-containing protein At1g11290, chloroplastic. Bases 407 to 2215 code for a protein of 602 amino acids. The record is from RefSeq and is a predicted model, not a curated record. Gene Ontology annotation, biological process: RNA modification. Gene Ontology annotation, molecular function: protein binding; RNA binding. NCBI's taxonomy places the organism in Eukaryota, Viridiplantae, Streptophyta, Magnoliopsida, Malpighiales, Euphorbiaceae. The transcript has 3 exons.